Messenger RNA from Zingiber officinale, 2818 nucleotides. RefSeq names its product 4-hydroxy-3-methylbut-2-en-1-yl diphosphate synthase (ferredoxin), chloroplastic-like. Gene Ontology annotation, biological process: terpenoid biosynthetic process; isopentenyl diphosphate biosynthetic process, methylerythritol phosphate pathway. Lineage: Eukaryota; Viridiplantae; Streptophyta; Magnoliopsida; Zingiberales; Zingiberaceae. The transcript is spliced from 18 exons. The coding region runs from base 212 to 2524 and encodes 770 amino acids. The record is from RefSeq and is a predicted model, not a curated record. Gene Ontology annotation, molecular function: 4-hydroxy-3-methylbut-2-en-1-yl diphosphate synthase activity (ferredoxin); iron ion binding. Gene Ontology annotation, cellular component: chloroplast.
AGUUUGGUUGGUUGAUAAGGCGGUUGGGGCGAAAACCGACUCGCUGAGUGCACUGGCACCUGCGGCCGAGCGGCGCAAGGAAGGAGGAAGAGGGCGAGGAGGAAGCUCCUUGGUCCUGGACUACUCACCGUAGCGCGAUCCUUCUCCUUUGGAGUCGAAAGCAAAAAGGUGUCAAUACGAUUUCAUUUCCACAGAGAAGGCGUUGAGGAUCAUGGCUACCGGGACAGUUCCUUCAUCAAUGGCUGGUCUGUGGACUAGGGAUCGCCACUUCUAUUUUGCAAAGAGCGUAGACUUUGCCAGGAUUGUUGGUCUGCCUGAGAAUCAAAAUUUGAUGCCUCGGAGAAGAAAUGUGUCUAUGAUUAGGAAUUCCUCCAAAUCUAGCUCAGACAUUGUGGAGUUGGAGCCUACAUCAGAAGGAAGUCCACUCCUAGUUCCCAGGCAGAAGUAUUGUGAAUCGAUUUACAAGACUGUAAGGAGAAAGACUCGUACUGUGAUGAUAGGGAAUGUGGCUUUAGGCAGUGAGCACCCCAUACGAGUUCAAACUAUGACCACUUCAGAUACCAAGGAUGUGGACAAGACUGUUGAGGAGGUAAUGAGAAUUGCAGAUACAGGUGCAGAUUUAGUUCGGAUAACAGUUCAAGGGAAGAAAGAAGCAGAUGCUUGCUUUGAGAUUAAGGACAAACUUGUCCAGAAAAAUUACAACAUCCCUAUUGUUGCGGACAUUCAUUUUGCACCAGCAGUUGCACUUAGAGUAGCUGAGUGUUUUGACAAGAUUCGAGUCAACCCAGGAAAUUUUGCUGAUAGGCGAGCCCAAUUCGAGCAGUUAGAGUAUACUGAUGAAGAAUAUCAAAAGGAGCUUGAGCAUAUUGAGCAGGUCUUCAGUCCAUUGGUUGAGAAAUGCAAGAAGUAUGGUCGAGCAAUGCGAAUUGGGACAAAUCAUGGAAGUCUUUCUGAUCGUAUAAUGAGCUACUAUGGAGAUUCUCCAAGAGGAAUGGUUGAGUCUGCCUUUGAGUUUGCAAGGAUAUGCCGGAAGCUUGACUUCCAUAAUUUUGUCUUCUCAAUGAAAUCAAGUAACCCAGUCAUCAUGGUUCAAGCUUAUCGUUUGCUAGUGGCAGAGAUGUAUGUUCAAGGUUGGGAUUAUCCCCUGCACUUAGGGGUUACUGAAGCUGGAGAAGGAGAGGAUGGGAGGAUGAAAUCUGCAAUUGGUAUUGGGACUCUUCUUCAGGAUGGUUUGGGUGAUACAAUCAGGGUGUCCCUGACUGAACCACCAGAGAAAGAGAUUGACCCUUGUAAAAAGUUGGCUAACCUUGGCAUGCAAGCUUCAAAUCUUCAAAAGGGAACUGUUCCUUUUGAGGAAAAACAUAGACGAUAUUUUGACUUUCAACGUAGAACUGGUCAACUUCCAGUACAGAAAGAGGGCGAGGAAGUGGACUACCGAGGCGUUCUUCAUCGUGAUGGUUCUGUUCUUAUGUCAGUGUCGUUGGAUAUGCUGAAGACACCAGAACUUUUUUACAAGUCUCUCGCAGCAAAGCUUGUGGUUGGAAUGCCUUUCAAGGAUCUGGCGACAGUGGACUCUAUUCUUCUUAGAGAUCUUCCUCCUUUUGAAGAUGCUGAAUCUAGGUUAGCUCUCAAAAGAUUGAUCGAUAUAAGCAUGGGUGUUGUAGUUCCAUUAUCCAUACAGUUGACGAAACCGCUUCCUAAUGCAAUUGUCCUUGUGAACCUCAAUGAACUUUCAACUGGCGCUCACAAGCUUUUGCCAGAAGGCACUCGAUUAGCUGUAACCAUACGUGGUGAUGAACCUUAUGAGGAAUUAGAUAUCAUCAAGAAUGUCAGUGAUAUCACAAUGUUGCUACAUGAUCUUCCAUUAAGUGAAGAUAAGCUCAGCAGAGUUCAUGCAGCAAGGAGGUUGUUUGAGUAUCUAGAAGAAAAUUCUCUCAACUUUCCUGUUAUCCACCACAUCCAAUUUCCUAAAGGAAUUGAUAGAGAUGAUCUUGUGAUUACUGCUGGGAGCAAUGCUGGUUCUCUUUUAGUUGAUGGGCUUGGAGAUGGUAUACUACUCGAGGCUCCUGAUCAGGAAUUCGAGUUCCUAAGGAACACAUCCUUCAACUUGCUUCAAGGUUGCAGAAUGCGCAACACGAAAACUGAGUAUGUGUCCUGCCCGUCUUGUGGAAGGACACUCUUUGAUCUCCAAGAUGUCAGUGCUGAGAUCAGGUCAAAGACUUCACAUCUUCCCGGUGUGUCGGUAAAGUCCUUAACUCUUCCUGGUUCUGGAAUUGCACUACCAGUCCAAUUAGAUGCUUUGGCAAAUCCUCUACUCUCCUUGACUCCUUUGCAGAUUGCCAUCAUGGGUUGCAUAGUGAAUGGACCAGGAGAGAUGGCCGAUGCAGACUUCGGAUACGUCGGCGGCGCACCGGGGAAGAUUGAUCUUUAUGUUGGAAAGGUAACAUCUCAGUUCUUUCACUUUCUUGCUUUCCUGAAAUCUCAUCAUCGCCUCUCCAUAACUUUACGCAAUUUCUUAGACUAAAAUCUCCAAGAUGUUUAUGAUUUUUGUGUGGCAGAAUGUGGUGAAGAGAGGUAUUGCAAUGGAGGAUGCAACUGAUGCUCUAAUUCAGCUGAUAAAGGACCAUGGCCGCUGGGUUGAUCCACAAGCUGAAGAGUAGAUUCAAGACUCCACCAAGAAAAUAAAUAUAAAUGAUUUAUUUUUCAACAAAAUCAAAACAUUUUUCAUGGCAAAUAUGUACGACCAAUUAUAGGUAGUUUUGUAGUAUGGAUAUCGAUGAAGAAGAUGGUGCAUACUAAUUGAGAUCUUCAUUCAGUA